GGUGUGUGCUCAUGUAUCAACCAAUCAGCGUCAAGAUUGCUCAAAAUUACAAGCCCGCAAUUUUGAAAAGAACUAGCAGCGGUUCAAUUUCAAAAUGGCGGAAGCAGACGAAAGUGAAGGCAUCGAUUACUACGCAGUUUUGAACGUCCGAAAAGAGGCUAAUGAAAAUGAAAUAAAAGCAGCCUACAGGCGCAUGUGCGUGUUGUACCAUCCAGAUAAACACCAUGAUCCAGCCAAGAAGAAAAUUGCUGUAGAGCUGUUUAGUAAAAUUCAAAAGGCCCAUGAAGUCCUUAGUAAUCCAGAAAAAAGAGGAAUUUAUGAUGUAUAUGGCCAGAAAGGAUUGGAUGCAGGUUGGGAGAUUAUUGAAAGACAAAGAACACCAGCUGAAAUUCGUGAAGAAUAUGAGAGGCUACAAAGAGAAAAAGAGGAGCGGCGUUUACAACAAAUCACAAAUCCAACAGGCAGUAUAUCCGUUGGAGUGGAUGCUACUGAUUUGUUUGAUCAUUAUGAAGAUUCUUUUGAUGAAAGAGUUUUGCCAAAUAUCGAAGUGAGGUCAAUGUCAAUGUCACAGUCAAUAGAGGCACCUCUUACUCGUACAGAUACACUCACUUUAGGUGGCUCUUUAGAUGUCAAGAAUGGAAAUGGUAGUGGGAGUGUUUCAGUGGCAGCAAAGAGGACUCUGUCACACAGAUCAUGGGGCGAGGCAAUGUUUGAGGCUGGGAAUGGUCCUACACUAACAUUUCGAGCAUUUACAAACCUUACGCAAAGAAGUUAUGUAAUUGGAGGAGUUGCUCUUAAAAGUGAUGGAAGUGCUUUGUCUGCUGGAUUUAACUGCAUGGUUGCUAGGCAACUCGACAGACACACUAUAGGUUAUAUAACAUACAGGGCUGGAAUGCAGUCAUCCAUGACCACAACUCUUAUAAGGGAGACUGAGAACAGCAAAGCAGUCAUUACAAUUCAGCUUGGUGUCCCAAGUUCAUUUACAUUAGCAUCUUAUACAAGAAAAAUAGAAAAGAACACAAAACUCAGAGGCUACAUAAAAAUUGGAACAUUUGGUUCUAUGGUUGCCUAUGGAUGUGAAAGACAGAUUACAGAGCACAGUAAAUUAACAGCUACAAUGUGUAUUGGGUCACCAGUUGGUGUGUUGGUUAAAGUAAAAUUGACGCGUGCAUCUCAAGUGUAUAAUUUUCCAAUCAACCUGUCAGAGGAAAUCAAUCCAGCAGCCAUAUUUUACGGCACAGUAGUACCAGUGGCUGUGUUCUGGGUUGUUAAGAUGCUAAUUGUCAAUCCAUUUUUAAAGAUGGAAAAAGAAAUGGAGUCUGAAGCUAAUCAAGCCAAAUAUGCCAAACAAAUGGCUGAGAAGAAAAGAGAUGCAGAGAACAGUAUACGACUCAUGCAAGAGACCUGCGAGAGAACACUAGAAUACGAGACUGCCAGGCAUGGGUUAGUGGUAGUGAAUGCUUGGUACGGACAUUUGAUAUCCAUGGGAGAAAGUUCAGAGGGCGUCCACCGAGGUCCCAGUAAAGUGAUCGAUGUUACUGUCCCUGUGCAGUGCCAAGUAAAGGACUCGCGUCUCUUUCUUACAGAGUCUCCCAAGAGUAAUCUGAGUGGGUUUUACGAUCCCUGCCCUGAAGAAGAAAAAAUGCUGAGAAUACGAUAUCUGUUCAGAGACGCAAUGCACGAAGUUACAUACGGGGAUAAGGAAUCUGUACGAAUACCCAAACAAUGUAAGCACUGCACGCUUUUUACGGCAAAGCGUGCCAGGUUUUAAUCUUUAUGUUGGUUUUCCCAUUUCUUAGCCAAUCAGAAACCACGUUAUUCUGGGAGGCGGGGAAUUAAAUUAGUCACGUGAUGGUGGUUCUUUGAUUGGCGUCACAGAAGAUUGGAAAACCGUCAAAAAGUUUCAGAAAGCUGUCUCCCCAAAUAUCCUCUUGAUUCCACUCUCUUGUUCAUCACUUGAAAUUUUAUCUAUUAGAAAAAUGGAAAUGCAUUUCUAAUGAGCAAGAAGAGAGGAGAGUCCAAGGAAAUGGUCGACGUAGAAAAAUUUCCGCGUGGAAAUUUUUAUGUAUUGUGGUUUUCGAAAAUCCAAGAUCGAACAAAACAUGUCAUAGAAUACCAAUACAGGUAACUUGACUUAAACACUGUGAGGAUUACUGCGCCUUUCAAUAACAUUCGGGUUCUAAAAUUCA
Orbicella faveolata is the source of this 2189-nucleotide messenger RNA. RefSeq names its product dnaJ homolog subfamily C member 11-like. The record is from RefSeq and is a predicted model, not a curated record. Gene Ontology annotation, biological process: cristae formation. Lineage: Eukaryota; Metazoa; Cnidaria; Anthozoa; Scleractinia; Merulinidae.